Aspergillus mulundensis is the source of this 2469-nucleotide messenger RNA. Its product is annotated as WD40 repeat domain-containing protein. Gene Ontology annotation, molecular function: protein binding. The record is from RefSeq and is a predicted model, not a curated record. Lineage: Eukaryota; Fungi; Ascomycota; Eurotiomycetes; Eurotiales; Aspergillaceae. The transcript has 2 exons. Bases 1 to 2469 code for a protein of 822 amino acids.
AUGCCUGGUCAGCAUGAGCGUGAUCCUUAUUUUCAGCCCUCUUCAACAUCCGCAUCCCACCUCUUGUCGCCGUCUUUAUCGAGUACCUCGGGCCAACCUUCGCAUGAUCCCGCGACGCCCCUAGCAGAUGCGUCAUCAUGCGACGCGCUCGGAUUCCCGCGCCAACCCGAACCCUUGUCUUUUGACGGUCCUUCUCGGUUUCAUCCCCAAGGCAUGGCGCCCGAAGAUGAAGCGUACCCUGCGGGCUCUCAUGCGGCCAACCGGCUUGAGCAGCGGCUGCCGCAGCCUGGGGACGGGUUUGACCCCAUCACGACGACUUUCCAGAACAACUACUCUGACGAGGCGCUCUCCGCUUUCAUGACCGUACCUCACUACCCCGAGACCACCAGCACCAGGACCAGGAUCUCCGUGUCUGAAAUCGUGAACGCGGUUAUCGAGCCGGGUGAUCACCGCCGCCCGGGUACCUCUACUCAGGAGAUUUCAGGACUUCAGCCGCCGAUGGAAUUAUACAUGUCCGAUUCGGAGAUGACCGACGCGCUAUCCGAAGUGGGCGGGGUACCACUGAACGAAUAUCAUAUGGAGCAGAUGAGGAUGGCUGAGUUCGCCAACCGGUUCGUCAAUACCCGUACUCAGAACAACUAUAUCGCGGUAUCGGAAACGACCGAGGAAGAUCGCGCAACGGAUCAGGCAAUGGAUCAUGAGCCUCAUACGUCUCGACAAGGGCCAAUCUCGUUCUCGACAACGGAGGAUGAGGAUGAUACGCGCAAGUUCUAUUUAGAUGGCGGCGAAGAUGAUUACGCGACCGACUCUCAUUCUGCUUUCACCGACGACGGCCGCUCGCAUGUAUCGAACGUCGACUUGGACGAUUUCUACCGGGCCCCGGGUUACACGUACGGCUCCCAGGUCUCUGGGUUUGACCCUACUUCCAGCCAUGAGGAUCAUACCAACUCUUCCGACGCUGAGGAUGUCAACGCUGAUCCAGCCGUGGACCCCCACUUCGCAGAGUCUGUCCUACAUGGAACUACGCAAGAGAGAAACUAUGACAUCGACCAGUUCAUUUCACAAUGGCUCUUCCAAUCGUCUACUGCAGCGAUCCCAAUGCUGUCGCUCUCGCCGCCGGCAUUGCCUCAGCAUGCCUUAUCCAAUAUCAUGCGAUGGACGCCGCCGGCGAAAAUUAUUCGCCCAAGCGGUUAUCUUGGAGACUUCUACGACAUCCAGCAGAUUCCCUGGUGGGAGAAACUGCGUGUGAGGCGCGCUGAUGCGCGUCAGCUUCGUGACCAGUCCUACGAAGCGUACCAGAAUCUACAACAAUAUCCCCGACAGCGGGCAGGGACCAGGUUGCCGGAGGAGGAGUUUUAUUUUCAGGGAAAAUCGAUGUACACGAGCCACAAAGCGACGAUCGAGCACUUUCAGCUCCGCAACCUGAUGUCCGUCCCCGCGUACAACACUGUACAUUUUGCGCACGAAUCCAAGUUGUAUUCGUGGGUUCCGGCGUACGACGACCUACAAUGUCUGAUCGAUCUAUCUGUACCAACCGUUGAGUCUGGAUUUCAAGGUCCGGUCAAAAUCUCGACCAUGAAGACGGCUGUAGGGGUAUCCAUCGCUGGCGGCUUUUUCGGAGAAUAUGCCGUGCGGGCCUUGGGAGUUGAAGACAAGGGAGCGCAAGGCUACGUUACAAAGGACCCCAAUGGAAUUACCACCCACAUUGACAUCAUACCAAGUCGCACGAAUCGGUCGCCAAUCGGGGUUUUUGCUUCGAAUGAUCGACACGUACGGACCUUGGAUUGCGAGACCAACACCUUCCUCACAGACCACGAACUCACCCACGCGGUCAACUGUACAUCGACUUCACCGGAUGGUCGGCUCCGUGUCAUUGUUGGCGACUCUCCAGAUGCUUGGGUCGUUGAAGCGGACACGGGCCGACCGAUUCAUCCUCUGCGUGGUCACCAUGAUUUUGGGUUCGCCUGCGCCUGGUCUCCAGACAUGAUGCAGAUCGCCACCAGCAAUCAAGACAAGUCAGCGAUUAUUUGGGAUGUUCGGACGUGGCGCCCGCUGGUGAGGAUAGAGUCCGACGUAGCAGGCUACCGGUCUCUACGAUUUUCCCCGGUCGGCGGUGGCCCGCGGACGUUACUGCUCUGCGAGCCGGCGGACCGGAUAGUGAUUGUCAAUGCGCAGACCUACCGAUCGCGACAAGUCCACGACUUCUUUGGUGAAGUCGGAGGAGCAGAAUACUCGCCUGAUGGAAGCACCAUCUGGGCGGCCAACACGGACGAGCUUUUUGGCGGGUUUAUGGAAUACGAUCGGCGGCAGUGGGGUCAGCAGUUUGGGCUGCAGCAGUCGCCGAACGAAUGGGUCAAGGAGGCAGACCUUGAUGAGGAUGAGCGCUGUAUGUUGAGCGAGCGAGAGCGAAAGUUGAGGCACUUGUGGAAUUUAUCGGACGAGGAGCACGAGAAGUUGCUACUGUGCUAA